AUGGCAGGAACGCGGCUUAUCCUGCUUGUGAGCAUGCUCCUCCCGCUUCUCGUCGUGAUCGCGCCCAUCGCGUACCACUUGACGCGCGUCCCGCGUGCGGCGCUGCCGCUCGAGGCCAUCGCUGCGCUCGACGUCGCCUCGCUCGAAGCCGCGCUGCAGGCCAAGCUGCGCGACGCCGAACGCGUCACGCUCUGGACGAGCCGGGCGUUUGCUACAGUGCCCAACGCACAGCUGCGCGUCGAUGCACUGCCAGCAGUUGUUAGUGACGACCUGGAUCGCCAGCUCUUGUCCGCUGUGCAAGCCGCCAACCUUGGCGGCGAGAUUGUGGUCUUUGUCCUCUGUCGCGGCACCGACAGUAGCGCGCCGAUCACGAUGGGCAGCUAUCGCCACGGCUGGACCGACGCGUGCGAGCUUUCGCUGUCGGCCCAGAGCGAGCUCUUGCAUCGCGUGUUUCGAUCCUAUCGCGAGCCCUCGAUCCGCGUCGCGUUGAAGUACCGCUGGAGCUUCUCGCUCUUGAACGAAGUGCCUAGCUGGGAGAGCGCGUCGUGGGCCGCCCACGUAAGCGACGUUGCCAUGGCGUACGUUGAGCCACUCGUCGCGAAACUCUCGGCCCUCGCGUCGUUCACCCUCGAGUCCCAAGCGCUGCACUACGCCCGGCUGGCCCCGGACUAUGGUUAUGAUAAAGCGACGCAGACACAUUUCGUCACGGCGAGCGACCUCCAGCAAUUUAAGAGUGCCAACGACUUUGCAACGGUCUCGAUCCUCCACGACCGCGAGCAGCCGUUCCACUUUAUGGCGGCCUUGCCGUCGGCCGACCAUGCCUCGCUCGUGAUCCGCCCGACUGCCACGUCAUUGACUGCGAAACGGUCGUUUACGAUCCCAGGCUACGGCGGCGUCACGAUCCUCAACCCGGUCGCGGCGCCGGUCGACGAGGUGCACCGCAUGAUGCAAGUGGCUGUCGCACAGCUGCGCGCUGCGCUCGGCUUGCGUUCCGUCGGCGACGGCGGCAUGGGCUUGGCCAACUGGGAGCUCGACAUCCUCGUCCGCGUCUGGCUCGCAAAGCACUGGCACACGAGCUUGUCGGCGAUCACGUCGACGGCCAAGCUCGUCGACGCCAUGCCGCAAAUGACCGUGCUACCGCGCAUCCAGACCCAAGUCGAUACGACACUGCGUGCGAUCCACGCCACCGCCGCUGCCUUGCACAACCAAGACGGCGUCUGGAGCGCCGCCGACUGUGCGGCGCAGCUCUUGGCGCUGCGCGCGGCCGUCGAGGCCAUUGAAGGCACGUACUACGACUCGACCAUGGUCGCACAACUCUACUUUCCCGAAGAGCAUUUGUACGCCGUCUACCUGCCGCUGCUGCUGCCACUCGUCCUACCCUUUGGCUUUGGCCUUGUGCGCGAAAUCAAGCGCGUCCGUGUCAAGCGUGCGGCCAAGGUUGCAGAGUAGCCUGUUGCGAUCCAUUUGACACGACC
Messenger RNA from Saprolegnia parasitica CBS 223.65, 1475 nucleotides. RefSeq lists its product as hypothetical. The coding region runs from base 1 to 1449 and encodes 482 amino acids. NCBI's taxonomy places the organism in Eukaryota, Oomycota, Saprolegniomycetes, Saprolegniales, Saprolegniaceae. Gene Ontology annotation, cellular component: GPI-anchor transamidase complex. The record is from RefSeq and is a predicted model, not a curated record. The transcript has 6 exons. Gene Ontology annotation, biological process: attachment of GPI anchor to protein.